ACAGACUUCACACACUAAUCUUCGGGUUAGUUGAGGUCUGGUGGUUAGCAAUAUGAAAAUGUGGCUGUUUCUUUUGAAAUCUUGACAGAAAUUCAAAAUAUUUUCACACAUAGGUAGUCUGGCAGACGAUAUUCGGGAUGAGGUGAUGCUACCGCCUGUUUGAGAAACCUGUACAAGCUACAGUAGCUAGUCAGUGCUAACGAGCUAACUGAAAACAAAGCCACGUAACAUCAAAGCUUUUCUCUACUGGUGGUAUGGAUGAGGAUUUUCUGCUCGCCAUUCAGCUGCAGGAGCAGUUUGAUCAUGAAUACCAGGCUUCGCUAUUUUCAUCAAAGGACUUUGGGGAUGAUGGUGUCAUACACAGCAGUAAGAAACGGAAAGUUGAAGGAGCUGGAGGUGGUAGCGAUGUUGUACCCUACUGGAAAACGAAUCCCCAGCCUGAGAGGCCGCUGUCUAUUGUGGAUGCGUCCUGGGAGAUGCUUGACCCCAGUCCUGAUGUCAGGGCCAUGUUUCUGGAGUUCAACGACAUGUUCUUCUGGAGUAAACUUUGCGGUGUGGAGGUGAAGUGGAGCCCUAGAAUGACGCUGUGUGCUGGAGUUUGUUCUUACGAGGGUCGAGGUGGACUGUGUUCAAUCAGGCUCAGUGAGCCUCUACUGAAACUUAGACCCAGAAAAGACCUUGUGGAGACCCUUCUCCAUGAAAUGAUUCACGCGCUCCUGUUUGUGACUCAAAACAACCGGGACAGAGACGGCCAUGGACCAGAGUUCUGCAAACACAUGAACCGGAUCAACAAAGCCAGUGGAACAAAUAUUACUAUCUACCACAGCUUCCACGAUGAGGUUGAUGUAUACCGGCAGCACUGGUGGCGGUGCAACGGGCCCUGCCAGAACCGCAGACCCUAUUUUGGCUACGUGAAGAGGGCCAUGAAUCGAGCUCCAUCUUCUCUUGACCCUUGGUGGGAGGAUCACCAGAGAACAUGUGGUGGGACAUACACCAAGAUCAAGGAGCCUGAAGGAUAUGGCAAAAAAGGCAAAAAGGAUGCCAAGACCUCAGAGAAGAAGACCUUAGGAAGUGGCAAGCCUUCAAGUACAAUUCCAGGUUCUGGAUCACAGGAUAUAAGGAAUAUCAUCCCAUUUAGCGGGAAAGGCUUCAUCCUUGGGGGGAAUUCUCAGAAUUCCACGUCUUCCUCUCCAUCUCCCAGGCCACCACUGCCUGCUGUUAAAGCACCAUUAUCCAGCCCUGUCCCCUCUCCAAAAAAGUUCUUCACGCCUUCAUCCCCACCUAAAAGUCUCUCCUCUCCUGUUCUCUCUACCAAAACCAAUGGGACCUCCAACACUUUUCCCGCCAUCAGACCAGCUGCAUCCAUGGGGACAAAGCUGCCUGUAAAGAAGUCUGUCAGUAACACAAGGGUUUUUGUCAGCAUCAAUGGUUCACCGGUGAAAAUCCCCAAAUCCCACAGCAGUAGUCGCAGCCAAGGAGAAGAUAAGCUCAAACAGAAGUCCAUUGAAGACCUCUUUAACAGCACAAGCCUCAGGAAGCCAGAGACCAAAAGAGACUCACCGACAUCAUCAAAGAGUUUCAUAAAUGCUGCUUCUGCCUCCUCUAUAUUUCCAAAACAACAAAACGAUCAAUCGACUUCCUCUCCCAAUACUCCCAAGCCCAGUCCUAACAUACCCAACCAUUGCAAAUACCCAUCUGUAGUUUCAACAGGAUCCCAAGGUAGCAUUUCAAAACCAAUACCGUCCAAGUAUUCUACUAAUUCUGACAGUGACAGCGCGCAUGGGGCUGCAGGUGGGGGUCAGACAUCGAGGAAGAGGGUGUGGGGUGACCGCAGCAGCAUUGCUGACUUCUUCCAGAAAACAUCAGGCAGCAAUUCAGCAGCAUCAAAGGAAUCAGUAAAGGCAAAAUCACCAGCAAUGCAGGUGGAAGCCACCACCACACCCUCCUCGUCUGCUUUUCUGCAAUCCUCUCCAGGGCUGCACAGUGUUGCCGCCUCUUCCUCCUCCUCCUCCUCCUCCGCAGUGAUGGUCAGCUGUCCGGUGUGCCAAGCAAAAGUUCAGGAGUCAAAGAUCAACGAGCAUCUUGAUUCCUGCCUCUCUUGAGUAACGGGAUGACGUUAAAGAGAUGAUGCAAUAAAACCAACUUCCAGAAAGUCAGGAGAAGUCUCAUGUUGUACCAAAGCUUCUUAACUUUGGAUGUUCAGUAAAAUGAUAUCAUCAUUGGCUCAAUACCAGGUUUUGCCAACAGGUUGCAGAGUGCCUUUAAGACAGUUUAUGCCUUGGUAUACCAAGAGAGCUGCAGGGUUUUACAGAUAAUCACAGAUAUAUUAGCACUGCUCUUUCCUUUUAUAUUGCCCAGGACAACACUUGUUUUAACUGUGUUUGAAUAUUUAAAGGGUGACAUCUCCUCCUCCUUUUACUUUCUAACACACUGAUCAGUCCUGUGAUUCCACUGCAUGGCUUUAUGUCUGGUAUAACAUAAUUCCUAUCUUCUUAACACUGAUCUGGACUGCAUCAGAAUGCUGUAACAGCAGCAUUUUUGAAGAACUGCAGUCUGGUUUGAAUUCAGAAGCUGCUUUGUCUUAGUCUAGAAAACCUAUUUUUGCCUCCUCUGGGUGUGGAUGUAUUGAUUUGUGGGGCCUGCAGGGUGAUGUAUCCCCCACCACCACCACCUCAGGUCUGCAUCUGCUGCCCUUCAGACAGCAGGAGAUACUGUGAUCUCUGCUGCUUCGAUCUGUAGGAGUCAGAUUUCAUACUCGCUAGCUAUUUAUUCCUGCAGGUCAUCACAUUUGCACUGCACCCAGCCUGCGGGGUCAGGCGGUCCAAGGGUAUUUGAUUUUACUGAGUAAAAACCUCACCAGUGAUAUCUGCAGUACGAGAAAUGAGGAUCGUUUGCUGACUAAAACUUUAAAAAGUUCUAUCUGAAUGUCUUUUUUUGUUUAUGUUGGAAAGAGUUUCUUAUU
This is a messenger RNA of Archocentrus centrarchus (flier cichlid), 2962 nucleotides long. It is a transcript of the gene sprtn, whose product is annotated as SprT-like N-terminal domain. The transcript has 5 exons. Gene Ontology annotation, molecular function: single-stranded DNA binding; metalloendopeptidase activity; polyubiquitin modification-dependent protein binding. The record is from RefSeq and is a predicted model, not a curated record. The coding region runs from base 255 to 2102 and encodes 615 amino acids. Gene Ontology annotation, cellular component: nucleus. NCBI's taxonomy places the organism in Eukaryota, Metazoa, Chordata, Actinopteri, Cichliformes, Cichlidae. Gene Ontology annotation, biological process: DNA repair.